Molecule: messenger RNA, 2633 nt
Organism: Carica papaya (papaya)
Lineage: Eukaryota; Viridiplantae; Streptophyta; Magnoliopsida; Brassicales; Caricaceae
Source: RefSeq, a predicted model, not a curated record
AGAGGUGGUCGCGUGCAAGGAGGAUCGGGCAAUCGCGGCACCAUGAAGAUCCUUCCUCUCCUAUAAAAGGCGAGCCCGAGGAAGAAGAAGGGGGGUGGGGGGUAUCGAAGGGGGAUUAGCAGAAGAGAGAAAAAGAGCCGAGAGAGCGAGAAGCUUAGCGGCGAAUCCUUGGGAAGAGAGAAUCCGAGUGAGAAAGAGCCCGAAACAGAGGAAACCAAGAGUGGGAACAAGAAAGCAGAAGGUGGCGGAUAGAGGAGGCUGACUCCCAUGACGGGUUCACCGAAGGAGUUCUCUACAAUCCCUUAUUCUUCAACAAGUGACAUUUUCUCUCUCAAGUGUUUGCUGUUGAGCUGUAGAGAAGCUUCUCACUACACAUUUCGUUACUUGAGGUUUUCAAGCUCAUCUAUGGAUUCAAACAUCAAUAGAAGUUAUCAAAAGCAAAGUUUUGCAACCCAAAUAACUGGUUCUUCGACAACAAAUGAUUGCUCCAACAGGAAAAUUCCCCAUGUAUUAACUGUUGCGGGCUCAGAUUCAGGAGCUGGUGCUGGAAUUCAAGCUGAUUUGAAGACUUGUGCUGCUCGUGGAGUGUACUGUUCCACUGUCAUAACUGCUGUCACUGCACAGAACACUGUUGGGGUUCAGGGUAUUAAUGCUUUGCCAGCAGAGUUUGUUGCAGAGCAGUUGAAGUCUGUUCUCUCUGAUAUGCAAGUUGACGUGGUGAAAACAGGAAUGCUGCCUUCCAUUAACAUAAUCAAGGUUCUUAAUCAGAAUCUUAUAAAGUUCCCUGUUAGAGCUUUGGUUGUUGAUCCUGUUAUGGUAUCUACAAGUGGAGAUGUGCUGGCUGAUCCAUCGAUUCUCUCUGGAUUUUGGCAUGCUUGAGCACCAAUCUCUCCUUUUCAUCAUACCUGUUCCAAUAAUAUCAUAAACCUAUACAAGGAGAGCUGUAACUCCCCUUGAGUAUGAGUACUUGAUAAAUAAGGUUUGGUUUCCUUGACUCUACUUAUUCGCUAUCACUGGCUUUACCUUUGCAAAUCUUCCAAACCAUACUUUUGAUAAUUGUUUGAGCCUAUAAAGUAAUUUUUUUAGUUUGCACACUUUAUUUGCUCCUACUUUUUGGUAAAUCCUGGAGGAAUUUCUAUAUAGAUUUUUUUUUUCAAGUCUCAAUGUAGAAAUGCAUUUUUUACAUCAAAUUGCAGUAACUACCAAAAUCAAAGUUGGCGGCUAGGGAUUGUAGGACGAUAUUAUAUUCAUCUUGGCAACUGGUGCGAACGUUUCCUGUUAGUAUAUCCCAUAAGUUUGAGUAUAAUCCUUGGCCGCCAAUCUUACUUUAUAUCUCUCUAUGGUCCCCAUAAGCCUUGUAUUUUAUGGUAAAUAGCCACUUGCAUCCACAGGUCUCUUUCCUUGGGAAAAUCCACCACUUCUUAUGUCUGUACUCUUUUCAAUAUUUAUAUUUCAACACUCAUGCAUUUGUUCACUCCUUACCAAAUAAAGUCUCAGACAAUGAAUUAGCAAUAGACACUGCAUUUAGACUUAUGAGAAAUUUUUGUAAUAUGUUGAGCAUCUAUCAAAUAACAAAAAGUUUGUAAUUGGGUAGAAUGGAUGUUUAGUAUAUUCACUAGUCCUUUUUCUGAGUAUAAUUAAAUAUAUUUCUAAAGAUAAAGAGUUAUUAGAAGUUUCCUCAUUCCCAGCACUCAGUGCUCAGAUACUUGAAGUUGCUUUGGUUUAGGAUUCGAGUUUCUUCUCCUUGAGUACACUUCAGUGAAUCAUGGGUCCUGUAUGGUUUCUGAUCCAAAUUCAUUAUCUGGAUUUUGGUGUACCUUGGGUUCAUUUUUUGGGUUUUUGACACUGAGAAUGAGAGAGUUCAUUUUUUUGGUGAGGAAGGUAGUGUGAUGUCAAGCAUGAUUAAAUCCUUAUCUCUACGACAUUCUCCCCCUAAAGAUAAAGUUGGCUAAAGAAGAAUUCAAUUUCAACAAACUUUUUGGUAAGAGGGUGAUAAUAUUGAAUCUCCUUUAUGUGGAUGGAGUAUUCUAGAAAUACACACUUAAAGGGUCUUGGGUCAAGUUUUCCCCUUUGAUGUUAACGUAUCUGAACAUAGGUAAUAUACACCUAAAGACUCUAGGGAUAAGAUAAUUUGUGACCCUUACCUUUGGAAAAAAAAUAUGGAGUAGACUUCCAUGUGACUAUGAAAUUCCAAUACCUUAGAUGGUAACAUGUUAAAAAGAUAUGUGACAGUCAAAAUUGCCUCCCACCAAUAUCAUUUAGGUACCUGAUAUUGAGACAAGAAGACAUAGGUAAUAUGAUGUAAGUAACUAUUUUUCUUUUUUGCUACCUCGCUUUGUUGUGAAGUGUGAACACAAGAAUACUUAUGAAUAAUCCCCUCACUGUAGAAAAGGAUGAUAGUGUUUGAUUGAAGUAGACUUUGGUGUUGUCAGUUUGAAAUCAUUUGAUUUUUAUCCCAACUUGAGUUUUAAUCAUAUUGUGAAAUUAGGGAAGGACAUCACUCACUUCAAGUUUAGAUUUUAGUAAGAAGACUUAGGUCAUUCGUGUUCAAUCAUCUAAAAAUAAACCAUUCAGCUCUAGAAAUGUUGGGAAUGUUUGACAAACCUCAAACAUCACUAUGAAUUAACGUAAAA